Molecule: messenger RNA, 1311 nt
Organism: Prunus persica (peach)
Lineage: Eukaryota; Viridiplantae; Streptophyta; Magnoliopsida; Rosales; Rosaceae
Product: transcription factor MYB29
Exons: 2
Coding region: 1-1311 (436 amino acids)
Source: RefSeq, a predicted model, not a curated record
AUGAUGGGGAGAUCAGCAUCAGCAUCAGGUUGGUGUGAUGAAAAGAGCAGCUCAGUAAAGAAAGGGCCAUGGACACCGGAGGAGGAUGAAAAGCUGGUGGAAUACAUAAAAAGAUAUGGGCAUGGGAGUUGGAGAGCUCUGCCCAAGCUUGCAGGCUUGAACAGGUGCGGAAAGAGUUGCAGGCUCAGAUGGACCAACUAUCUCAGGCCUGAUAUCAAGAGGGGAAACUUCUCCCAGGAAGAAGAGCAAACCAUCAUCAACCUCCAUGCUCUUGUUGGAAACAAAUGGUCGGCCAUAGCUAAUAAUCUUCCAGGAAGGACGGAUAACGAAAUCAAGAACUUUUGGAAUACUCAUUUGAAGAAAAAGUUGCUCCAAAUGGGCAUCGAUCCUGUUACCGACAGGCCAAUCACAGCUAAUAAUAGUGAUAAUAUUCAUAAUCUGUACUAUCUCAUGAUCAAUCAUAUUCUCUCCAGUUUGGCACCGCAGUUGCUUGCUUCUUCUGGCACAUGCAGCAGCUUGGCUAAUAAUAAUUUGAUGAUGAAUAUGAAUCCAUGGGGUGCUGAUCUCAUGAGGCUCCACUACUCCGACGCCAAAAUCCAAGUCCUGCGAAACAUACUAGUACAACAACUCCUAAGCAGCACUAGCACUCCAAAUGCGGAAGCAGCUUUUAAUUAUCUUUUGCCAUCGUAUUCAUCAUCAUCAGUUCAUGAUCAUAUUGAUCAUGAAUAUUCAAGAGUCAGUAUUAAUCAUUAUAAUUAUUUUCCUCAUCUCCAAGGUUUUGGCAACGGCGGCGCCCCAAUUGGUUUUGUUCCACAAAAUCCCACUCAUGCUAGUGCUCAGCCGUCCAACUUAAGUUCAAACAUUUCAGGCCUACUCAAAGCUCUUCAUGAUCUUGAUCAUAGCCAGCCGCCACGUGCACCCCCGGUACUAGUACCAUCCAGCGGCAGCGGGACCGGGACGUCUGAUAAAUUAUUGGGAUAUGAUGAUCAUGCAACCGUCUUCUCUAGUACUACUGGCUCAAACAAGAUUUGUACCAACAACAACAACAACAACAACAGAGAUCAUAGCCAGCAGCUUCAGCUUGGAGGUAGCUCAUCAUCAUAUGCAACUCCAACAGAUCAAUUACCACUUUUGGUCCGCUCAGCUGCACCCUCUCCCGAAACUUCCGCUGCCAAUCCCACUGUGGAAAACAAUAUCUCAAAUACUACUUAUUCAACCACCUUUGAAGCUUGGGGGAAUCCUCCUGAUCUUAUGGAUCACGACGACGAUGCAACUAAUCACUCCUACUGGAAAGACAUCUUCAUGGAGUAA